CUGUUUCUCGUCAAGCAAGCACCUCUGGGCUCUGAGUUCUGGGUUCUUGUGCCGAUGCUGGCUUUGGAGACGGCGUCGUCCGAAAGAGAGAGCGAGGAGAGCCAUCGAGUGCGGAUGGGUUUCGGCCAAACUUCUCUCGCCAACGUUCACCCGACCGGGGCUCGCUGCCAUAGACGAGCAUGCAGUCAUUCUUUGUUCCGCACAAGAACUUGAUCAUGCCCAACGUCACCGAUCCGCUCACCGUCCUCAACUUGGCCAAAAUGACCUUCAACUCGUACUAUGAGCCCGAUGCACCCGAGUGGAAGGAGAUUCCGGGAUACAAUCAGACCGACAAGUUUGGAUGGAUCGAGAAGGGCAUUCGCGGCCAUGUCUACACGGACGACACCCGCGAAGUUGUGAUUCUGACCAUCAAGGGCACUUCGCCGCUGACCCCGGUUUCGGGCGGUCCAACAGCAGAGCAAGACAAGCUCAACGACAACAUGAUGUUUUCAUGCUGCUGUGCCGGUUCGUUCAUGUAUCCGGUUUGCGACUGCUGGGCAAAGGGCAACAUCUGCCACAACAGUUGCCUGAGACAGCGCAGCAGCUUCCAGGACUCGUACUACAACCUGGCACAGACCAUCUACGCCGCUGUGCGCUCGUGGUAUCCGCAAGGAUCCAGCUUCUGGCUCACCGGCCAUUCGCUUGGAGGUGCCCUCGCGGCCCUGACGGCCCUGACGAACGACCUGCCCGCCUUUGCCUACGAGGCACCCGGCGAGCUGCUCUAUGCCAGUCGCAUUGGUUUGCUGCCCGAGCUACCGCCCAACGGAAGCCAGCGCCCGGACUAUACUGAGUUCCUCAAGACCCUGCCGAUCUACCACAUCGGCAACGACAAGGAUCCGAUCUACCUCGGCUCGUGCGUCGGCCUUGGAAGCACUUGCUGGCUCGGCGGGUAUGCGAUGGAGUCUAAGUGUCACGCUGGAUACGAGUGCAUCUACGACGCCUCCAAGAAGGCCAACCUUGCAGAAACAGGCGCCGACUCGGACAGCUCGACGAUGGGAACCGACGUGCGAUACCACUUGAUUGCCGAUGUCAUCAAGCUGUUCUUGGAACCUCUGCUGCCCGUGCCCCCGUGCCAGGUCAAGGAGAACUGCCAGGAGUGCACCGACUGGACAUACGUCGAAUGAACGGACCGAGCUCUCCAGCCAAGGGCAGCUUGAGCAACCUGACGGCUCGAUGUACACGAUGGCGGUGUUCCAGAAUUUGCAUGAGAGCCGGGUAUGGAAUAGGUGCGAGAGCAAUGCAGUUGCGAGCCGCAAUACAUUCCAUAUACAAACCGAGGAC
Molecule: messenger RNA, 1320 nt
Organism: Polychytrium aggregatum
Lineage: Eukaryota; Fungi; Chytridiomycota; Chytridiomycetes; Polychytriales
Product: Alpha/Beta hydrolase protein
Exons: 4
Coding region: 180-1163 (327 amino acids)
Biological process (GO): neutral lipid catabolic process; piecemeal microautophagy of the nucleus; multivesicular body membrane disassembly
Molecular function (GO): glycerophospholipase activity
Source: RefSeq, a predicted model, not a curated record